This is a messenger RNA of Bolinopsis microptera, 3292 nucleotides long. RefSeq names its product piwi-like protein 1. Bases 23 to 2569 code for a protein of 848 amino acids. Gene Ontology annotation, molecular function: protein binding; piRNA binding; RNA endonuclease activity. NCBI's taxonomy places the organism in Eukaryota, Metazoa, Ctenophora, Tentaculata, Lobata, Bolinopsidae. Gene Ontology annotation, biological process: regulatory ncRNA-mediated gene silencing. The transcript has 18 exons. Gene Ontology annotation, cellular component: P granule. The record is from RefSeq and is a predicted model, not a curated record.
UAUUGAGCAUAUCUCAGGUAAUAUGGCAGACCGUGGUCGAGCCCGUGGUAGAGCUCGUGGAAGAUCAGCCCCAGCAGCGGCUGCCGGAGCCCCAGCUCCAGGUCCUGUUGGAGCGGCCCCCAGAGGAAGAGGAAGAGCACGAGGUGUACCAGCAGCUGCUGAAGCGCCGCCAUGCCAACAGCUCGCAGCAAUGAACAUCGGAGCACAAGCAGCCGCCCCACCAUCAGGAGGAGCACCUAGACAAAACGGAGGAGGUGUACGAGAAAGAGGUUCUCGCUAUGCGCAAAUAGUUCUCAGACCGGAGAACCUAGAAACGACUCAAGGAAACGGAGGACGGCCAGUAGAGAUGUUGACCAACUAUUUUGAGCUAAACAUCAAGAACGCGCAGCCUUUUUAUCAGUACCAUGUUACCUUUGAACCCGCUAUGGACAACAUCAAACUCCGAAAGGCGCUGGUACACAACAUCAAUAUCCUGAAGAAUUGUCACAUAUUUGACGGAAAUCUGCUAUACACUCCUCUGAAACUGACAGAAACCGAGUUCCAUGUGGUGACGAGGCGAGAAGAGAAUGUCAGAAUAGGACUGGUACUGACACAGGAAGUAGCUCAAGGAAGUGACCAAUUUAUCCAGGUCGCAAACAUCAUCAUGAACGAGAUUGCCAGUAGACACAUGGGACUAGAGAGGAUAAAGAGAGAUUACUUCAACCCAACAAAAUCCAUAACCAUCCCACAGCACAAGAUUGAAUUGUACCCAGGGUAUGAGUUCUCAAUCAGGAGAUACACAUACGGCGUCCUGCUUGGUCUUGAUAUCAAGCAUAAGAUUAUCAGAACAGAUACUGCGCUCGAGUUCAUGAAUUCUAUAAUGCAGAGGUCACGAGGUGCCCAAAGUGAGAUUACCAAGGAGCUUGUCGGAUCUAUCGUCAUGACAAAGUACAACAAUAAGACUUACCGAGUGGAUGACGUAGACUUUGGAACCAAACCCUCCGACGAGGUUGAGCUGAAGAGUGGCAGAAUCUCCUACAUCGACUACUACAAGAAGAACUACGAAAUUAUCAUCAAGGAUUCCAACCAACCGCUCCUCAUCCACAGAUCCAAGACGAAGAUCCAAGGAAACACGGUAGAACGACAAAUCCAUCUCGUCCCAGAAGUUUGCUACAUGACCGGUCUGACUGAUAAUAUGAGGUCCGAUUACAGGAUCAUGCAGGAUUUGGCUCAGUACACCCGUCAGGAUCCAGACAAAAGACACAAAGCUCUGAUAGGAUUCAAGGAAUCCAUUGAUGAAAGCACUGAAGCUGUCAAUCUGCUAACUUCUUGGGGAUUAGAGAUGUCACCUGGCAUCCUCGACGUUACCGGUCGACAACAACCACCUGAGCAAAUCCUCAUCAAGAACGGAGGAACCUUCCCUUGUGACGCCCGCAAGGAGUCCUUCGACAACAUCACACGGAAGAACUUUGUUAUUUCAAGCGCGGAGAUCAGGGAUAACUUCACCGUUGUGUGCACUUCCAAGGACAUAGCGGCUGCAAAUACAUUCCUGGAGACUGUAGCCAAGGUUGGACCAGCAUGUGGUAUCGAGAUCCGGGGAGGAAACGUGCUCGAGAUCAGAUCUGACAGGGCGGAAGAUUACAUCACAGCCAUCAGAAAUAACGAAACGAAUCCUAAGAUUGUUGUCUGUCUGGUACCCAACAACAAAAAAGACCGUUACGAUGCCAUCAAGAAGCAUUGCUGUAUCGACCAACCGCUGCCUUCUCAGGUCCUAGUAACGAAGAACCUGAACCCCAAGAAAGCAAUGUCUGUCGUGACAAAGGUUGUCAUGCAGAUGAAUGCUAAGUUAGGAGGAGAACUCUGGAGCGUACACAUUCCGAUGAAGAAGGUGAUGUACGUAGGAAUCGACACCUACCACGACAGUGGCUCACAAAGAUCUGUCGGAGGAUUUGUUGCCUCCAUGAACGAUCUGUGCACCAGAUAUUUCUCGAAAACAACAUGGCAGCCGUCCAAACAAGAGCUGAUCAGUCAACUGGAGGUCUGCAUGACAGACGCCCUCAAGCAGUACCAUGAGAAGAAUGGAGCGUAUCCAGACAGGGUUAUCGUCUUCAGAGACGGUGUAGGUGAUGGCCAGCUUCUGGCAGUCAAGGAGCAGGAGCUGAGAGAUAUGAAGACCGCUCUCUCAAGACUACCCAAAAUGCCUGAGCUGGUGUUCGUGGUGGUGACGAAGAGGAUUCAACAGCGUUUCUUCCUCAAAGCUGGAAGUCGCCUCACAAACCCCGGUCCCGGAACCAUUGUCGACACCAAGGUGACACGUGACGAGCUGUUCGACUUCUUCCUGGUUCCUCAAUCAGUCGGACAGGGAACUGUAACUCCCACCCAUUACAAUGUGCUAGAGUUCCAGACAACUCUUAAGCCAGACCAUCUCCAGAAAAUAGCUUAUAAGCUGUGCCACAUAUAUUUCAACUGGACUGGGACGAUAAGAGUACCAGCUGUGUGCCAAUACGCCCACAAACUGGCCUUCCUCGUGGGACAGUCCCUCCACAGGGACCCUUCACCUCAGUUAGCUAACCUACUGUACUAUCUGUAGAUCCCACAUCCAUCACCCCCACUACCCUCAGAGACAAAUUGAUUGAACGCGAGUUUUUAAUGUUUUUUAAAAGCUCGAUCAAACUGACUUUUAUUAUGUAAUAUGUUAAUUUCAAAUUGUUAAAAAACGUUGCAUUUUGCCACACCAACUGUCACUGGUUGUAAUUUCGGACUUGAAAGAUGUAAAUUUAACUUUUUAACCUAGAAAUAGUGGUUACUUAAGUUAUUUUUGAUUUUUGUAUUAUCUCCUCUGUACCUGGUGUACUAUUUAAGACAAUUUUUAUUUUUAUUCCUCAGUUCCCCUUAUUUUGCGUUACCGUUUCGGGCUACAUCUUCAAGUUCGAAAUAUGUUAUAUACUGCAAGUGAGGUAAUUAACUGUUAACUGAUACUGAUAACUAAUUUGUUUCGGCAAUGGUGACCUAGUAAUUUAAGUGUUCAGAAGCUCAAAGCUAAGACAUUUGAGUUAUAUGUUUAGUUACGCCAUUUAUAUAGGUUUAACUUCGAUGAUCAGAAAAUGUAAUACAUCUUAACUUCUCCGAGUCUAAGUUUUUGUUGCUUAAACGUAAUUAUGAACAAGAUUUAAGCUCCCUAGGUAACAGCCAGAAAGGGUUUCACUCUGGUAUAAUUGAUAUUAUAAUGAAUUUAUACAUAACGCUCAUUUUUGGAAGUUACUUGUUUUCAAUAUACAAAGGAUUAUUUUAUUAAUUUAAUUUAAAACUUGAA